This is a messenger RNA of Xylona heveae TC161, 2497 nucleotides long. RefSeq lists its product as hypothetical. The record is from RefSeq and is a predicted model, not a curated record. The transcript is spliced from 6 exons. Lineage: Eukaryota; Fungi; Ascomycota; Xylonomycetes; Xylonales; Xylonaceae. The coding region runs from base 137 to 2410 and encodes 757 amino acids.
UUAAUGCUGGCUCUCUGUACCUUUUUGCUAUCUUCAUUUGAGCCCCGGCAUCCGCUUUUGCACGGCUUCUUGUGAUAUCCCCGUACAUAAAGUGAGGCAUACGUCAAAUCGGAUUACCUUUCGGACCUUCUAGCCAAUGACAGAAAUGGACACUGGGGAAGAGGCUAGCAAUACAAUCUUUGAUGAAGAGGCCUGCCGAGAUUUCCUUACGCUCGAGUUAGGCUGCGAGAUACCCCGCUACUAUCGAUAUGCUGAGGGUAUCCAUGAAGUGCAAAAACGCCUUAUUCUCUGCUAUGGGGACAAUUAUAUCGCCGAGGCAAUGGGUGUCUUCUACGACCUCUUGGAGGGGGAGGAUAAUGCAUCUGGGCUUGGGGAUGACGGGGAUUUCUGGCGCACGUGGAGACAUGACUUCAAGCUUCGCAGAGAGGACUUUUCCAACCCUGGAACUCCAAAAUUCUCCAAAAUGAUUCUCCCAGCAACAGUGGAACCAAAACGACGAACUUCGUUGAGUCGAGCCCCAGGAAACUAUGAGCGAGGCCAAAAGCGCGUCUCUUUUCUCACUCCUAAAGCAACCACACAGUUGAUUGCGGAUUCGAAUAAUUCGACUUCAAAAAUCGCAACCGCAAACACUGACCACAGCACUGCAGGAUCUGCAAAUCCGGUCUUCAUGGCCUUUCCCAGCACAUUCCUAAGAAUUUUUCAAAAGGACCGAAAGCAAAAGGGACAGCUGGGCACAAUUCAUAGCGACGACAUCAACCGCGGCAGACGGCUGCGUGGGAUGUCUGCUCCUGAGCGGGUGUAUUCCUCACAUGCAGCGGGAGAGUCAGCAAGGCACGACGGCCGUGAGCAUGUAGCUUGUGGAAGUUCCAGAAAGUCGGACGAUCCGCCUCCUCCUUAUCCCGCAAUAAACUCCUUUGAUGGUGCUGGAGAUCAUUGGGAUGAGUCGAUGCGAGCAAGGGGUGGCCCCGUAGGGAGAUCUGACAGCUUCGACAAAGAAAAGUCUUCAGCUAGCCAGCGGUUGAGCAGCUCAGAGCUCCACAACUCAAGCUCGACAUAUGUGUCGUCCUCGUAUCUUUCAAGCCGGUCAAGCAAGCAGGAUUCUCAAUCAGCCGCUAGAAACCUCCUCGGCACAAAUACGGAGGGCCAAGAUUCGGUGAGUGCACGGGGUCUCAGCCCCCUAGAUCCCGAAAAGUACAGUCCAGCUCCUUACGCAGGAAGAAUGCCUGACAUACAAAGCUUAAAUAUUCAGUAUAUGAGUCCCCCAAGGACCGGACCAUUCGACGUGAGGAGCGGCGAGAGAUGGCGAAUGAUCCCCGAAGAAAAUCCGUCAUGGGCAGCGCCCGAUCAUUGGGUUGAUGCAAAAGAAGAUAUUCAGCGGUCAUAUCAUGCAACAAAAGGCAUGAUUAAGUCACGAUCCGAUGGCGCCAUGAUUUCUCCAUAUCCACCAAUGCAAGCUGUGCCUAAUCAAGGCCACCAGCAAAGAACUCGCACAGACGGCUUCUCGGAGGAAGAAUUACGAGGCCGCCCUGCACAAAGAUCGUCGAGCAGGAAAGUAGCGCAAUUGCUAGGAGACAUUGAUGAAAUUCCGCACCUAGAAAGGAAACGAUCUCGUUCCCCAAUCAAAAAGAUAUUUGGUGAAAACGGCUGGUUAGGGCGCAGCAAAAGCAUGAAGGAUUUUGCGCAUGAAAAAGACGGGAGAAAAAGCUUGAAGCAGCUGAGUGGAAAGAUCAAGCAACGCGUGGACGAGAUUGCCGAGGAAAUGAUCCAUUUAAUACCAAAUCCAUUUCAUCCUGAUGGUUCCUCCAAACGAGAAUACGUCAGCAAAUUCCCAGUAUCUCUCGACCCUCCCACACAAGCCAAGCUCUAUAGCGAGAUAGAGCUCAUGAUCUGCGCGACGGCUAAUACGUAUCUGAUAAAACAAAAUCAGGAAUGUCGCAUGUCCGUUGAGUCGUUACGGAGGGUCAUUGAAUAUUGGAGGUCGAAAGGAAGACCCCAAGUCAUUGAAUUCCAAUUUGAUCAAGCUACCCAGCGGGACCUGAUUCUGUACAAUAUCAAAACUUUCCGCUUCUUUGGCGAAAGGGCAGAGAAUCCUGUGGCUCUCAAUGCCAUGAUGCAUACAUGGAAAACUGUGGCGAAGGAAAUGGCCGUUCGCACAUUUUGCAAUCCGGACAGCGUUGUCAGGAAGCACCUGCACGAUAUUCAUCUCACCUUGGAGUUUCUAGGAGCACCUGCAGUCACAUUUCUUGCAUUUCAAGACAUGCAGCUAGAAGCUCUAAGGGCCAUGAAUGAAGCGCAGAAAGCACGCGAAAACAACAGAUUUCAGCAAGGCGUCGAGAAGGUAUGGAUUCCACCAGUUGAGUUAUUCAGCCGACCUGAAAAUCCUGAACUGCGACCCGGUCACGGGCGGUGAAUGCGGUCAUAUUAUUUACUGUUCCAAAUAAAGUCUUCGAGCCACGAUUUCCUUUCAGCUUUGCUUCAGCGCAGUCCAUUUCGAUGG